GGUAUUGCAUCCUUGUCCCUUUAGUAAUUUAACUACGCCCAAGAUCUGUCGGUCGAUACUUUUUUCAAUGCCUAGAGUACACUAUUAUUGACAUAUGGAGAAUUAGAUUAGCCUUAUUUUUUGCCGUUAAAAUGGAUGGUAUUGUAGGACCUAUUAAAAAGGAGGAUGUCACAGGAAUUCCUUCUGUGACCCUGCAUGAAUUCAAGCAGGCAGACUACACUGAUUCCGAAGCGGACAUAGAAGAGGAUUUCACGGAGGAGCACCUGGAGCUGGAGUCCAGUUAUCAGGAUGUCCCCACGGAGGACUCAGAUGCAACCAUUACGCAGGCCAAAAGUGUGCGCAGCCUGCCCUUGAGCAAUACUCCCAUGCGCAAGUAUCCUUUCAAGUUGAAGCAAAACGAUAGCGGCAAUAUCCUAACCGUACAUCACACUGUUAACGAAGGGGGUCAGCAACUGCGCAUUCAGAUCGCCGCUUGCUGCUUCAACGAACUUAGCAACAAACUGGUGAUAAUCGACAAGCGUGGCAACGUCUUCGUGUUUGAUUUUGUUAAUAAACGCUACUGGCGCCUGGGAUUCCGGAUAGCCAGAGCCAAAUUGGUUCGUCCAUCGCCCUUGCACAUGAGUGACUACAUCGUAGGCAAUAAAGUGGGCCAAGUGUUCAUUAUAGACGUGGAUAACUCGGUUCUCGGCCCCCGCGGAGAGGUUGGCAACGCAUCGUUGGAAGAGUUAAGCUGGAGCAAUCGUUUUCUGAAUCCAUGCACCUCGAACGCUCUGAUGCGCUUUGGCAGUGACGCUGUACUGGUGAAUCUCCGUACACUGGAGGUCUCCCAUCAGCUGGACUUCGAUGAGUCGCGCUACACCCUGAAGUUUGCCGCCUUCCUACCCAACUCUGACCAGUUCCUUAUAGGAUUCUCUAACGACUCGCUGCAUGUGUGGUCUUCCCAUUCCUUGUGCACGUUGCGGAUGGCUCAACCUAUUAAGGCCAGGAACCGCAAGCUGAGACUGAUGCCAUCAGGGGAAUCUGUUCCGGAAUUUGUUCUUCGAGGCUCUGACAACAGCGACAUGGAGGACGACUUGACUUUCGAUUGCCAAGACCACGACUAUGCCGAUGGAUUGCUAGUCAGCUACUGCUUCACCCCUGACGGCAACAAGAUGUGUCUAAGCACCUUGGAUGGAUACCUCCUGUUGCUAAACGUGGCAUCCUUUGAUCUGGAGAAGCUCUACCGCUUAACCGACUUUACUCUACGCCAAAUGGCCUUCCUCGCGCAGCCCAAGGAGCGCAUAGUAUUUGGGAUAACGGCCAGGAACCAAGCGGUCAUGCUAGAUCUGACCAAUACAGACUACAAGCUUAUCGUGCAGCGUGAAAACGCGAUCGAUCUGACUCUUAGCCGGGAUGGCAAGCUGCUGAGUGUAACCUCUCGCUGCGGAGAGGUGAAUGUGUGGUCUACCUGCCGACUGUUCAACGCCUUGCAAGCCCAGGUCCGAUGCCUUGGCCAGAUGAAAUCGACGUUUAAGCAAUUAAAGCCUCUGCCGCCCUGCAGUGUUAGCCGAGGAGUGAACCAGGAAGUACGUCACCUGCUCAAGCCAGAGCGGCUUAGAGCCAUGCUCAAGGAAUAUGGUUGCUAUCCGGAGAAGUACAGGUUCCUCAUAUGGACAUCCCUCUUAGAGCUUCCCUGCAACGGGACGCAGUUUCAGGCGCUCAUCAAACUGGGCCCACCGCCCAUGGUCAGAAACCAGGCCAAGAAACUUAAGAUUAAGAACGAAGCCCAGCGGCGUGGCGUUAUUAAGAUCUGGAGCUGCCUAGCCCAGUGGUGCAAGGUACUGGCUCACGCUGACUUUAUGCCGCAUAUCAUUUACCCCUUUGUGAAGCAGCUGCCCAAGAACGGGCUGGUUUCCUUUGAGGUGAUUGCUACUUUAGUUCUCAAUCACUUUGAAUUGUGGUUUGAGUUUCAUCCCCUGCCGCCUUCAAAUUAUCUCGCUAUGUGCGAAAAUAUCCUGCAGGACUGCGACGGGAAGCUAUGCAGGUUUUACAAAUCUCAGGAGAUCUUAGCCAAGGAUUUCGCUUGGUCCCUUCUGAGUACAGCCUUUUCGGAGGUCCUCGAAGAACAGCAGUGGCUUUCGCUGUGGGACAACAUAAUUUCGGAACAGCCUUGGUUCCCCGUGUUCCUGGUGGUUGCCUACAAUUUAGUUAAUCGAGAAGUCAUUAUACGCCUGCCGGACAAGCGAUCAGUGCUCUCCUUCUUCCACGAGCAGAAUCCGGUGGACGUCGGCAAACUUCUAUCCAAAGCCCGCAGACUGAUGGCUAGGUGUGAGCUCGCGUUACAUCCACAGCGUUUUAUGCAUCGCUUUAGUGGCAUUCCUAAGGGAGUGUAUCCCAAGUUCCUGAAGUAUCCCAGCGAGUGGAUCGAACAGCAGGAGGAUCAGGCAAUCUCGCUGAUAAAGCACAACCAGGAGAUUGAUGCCCGUAUACGCCACCUCGAGCUGGAGGAGGUACAGAUCAUGGAGCGCCUAGAAAACGGACUUAAGCAGGAGGAGCACGCUCGUCGCCUCAAGGAAAUGGAGAAGCUCUACCAGGACACUAUUUACCGUGAAGAGGAGCGGAUCACCUGCCAGCGCAAGAUGCUUCUCACCUACCAAAUGGAGGUGCGCCGCCGGAAGAGCGAGGUCAUCACCAAGUUGCAAGAGUCGGAGCAGCGGCGAAAGGUUCUCGAGAUGGAGAAGGAAAUCGACCUGCUGAUGCACAGCAUCGAACGCGAGCGUCGUCGACAGAACCAACAAAUGCAGCUGGCCGAGGAUGAAAUUCGCAACCAGGAGAUGGAGCUCCUCGCCCAGCGCUACUACUCGGAGACGGCAGGGGCUCCGUUGGCCCAGAAGUACUUCGAUAACAUCCAAAAGCUGUGCAACCAACGCGAUCAGCUGCAAAAGAACCUGCGUGAUAUGACAAUGGAGCACCUGCAAACUCCCGCCACUUCCGUGCAAUUUCAGCCCCAUCUUGUGGAUAUCGAGAACUCCAUUCUCGAAAUCCAGCGCGAGUUUACCGAAAUUAUAACUACUGAGACGACAGCUAGGGGAUGCAAGAGCAAUAUUCUUAACUAACAACUAGCAUAACAAAUUGAUGCCUUUUGUACAGACAUAUGUACAUAUAAAGCUAGGAUUAUUUACAUGGCACCGAAAAAUAAAUAAAUGAAUAAGGCAUA
Drosophila ficusphila is the source of this 3196-nucleotide messenger RNA. RefSeq names its product TBC1 domain family member 31. Gene Ontology annotation, cellular component: centrosome. The transcript has 4 exons. Bases 132 to 3095 code for a protein of 987 amino acids. Gene Ontology annotation, molecular function: protein binding. The record is from RefSeq and is a predicted model, not a curated record. Lineage: Eukaryota; Metazoa; Arthropoda; Insecta; Diptera; Drosophilidae.